This is a messenger RNA of Paramecium octaurelia, 1809 nucleotides long. Lineage: Eukaryota; Ciliophora; Oligohymenophorea; Peniculida; Parameciidae. The record is from the annotation of a GenBank genome assembly.
AUGUCAGACGAUUAAAUACCAGAGGAACUUUUCAAUGAAUAGAUAAGUGUUGCACCUUCUUUGUAUACACACAGUUCCAUCAUUUAAGAUAUACAAAACAAAAUGAUUCAAUAAAGUUCUAAAAUCCAGAAUGAUCCAGUCAUUCUAAAGACUUCAUUAACAAAUGAUAUAUUCAAGGAAGACAAUUUGGACAUUUCCUAAUUUGACCCAAAUAACCCUAAAUACAAAAGCAAGCCGCAUGAGGUCCUUUUUUAAGUAAACUCCUUUAUAAAAUAUACUUUCUUCUCCUUAUUAUUUACCAUACUAGGACCUUUGGUUAUUCCAAUAUUUAUUUGGACUCAUAAGCAAUUACUAUAUAACUUUCAACUAUUGGGAUUGAAAUGGACAUGUCUAUUGGCCUAUCUUCGAUAUGCGUUGGACUUGGCUUUGAUUAUAGGCUUUAUAUAUCAUCCAAUGAAUUAAUUUUAGCUUCAAUGUAAUAACUUCAUUCUAAUCUCAAUAGUGCUCCUGUAUUUUGUAGUCCAAUUAUUUUCAGAAUUGGUUCUCUAAAACUUAAUGUUGGCCUUCUACCAUCCUUAGAAGAUAGAACUGUUAGAAAAGUUUCCACUUGAAGUCAUACUGAAUAAAUUUGAAAAUCAGAUCAAUCCACUUCGAUGGUGUUAGUAGAGCCCAGAAUUAAUUUAAUUUGAGUUGGAACAGUCUAUAAGAAGGUUGCAUAUUGAACCUGGAUUAUUCAUUUUUUUCUUUAUAGUUCAACCGAAUGAAAAAAGAAGGGAAAAGAUCUCUCAUAAAUUUGAGAACUUGAAAGUGGAAGGCAAGUAUGCUGGAAAUGGGAUAAAAAUGGCAAUAGAAAUAAUUCAAUAUUACAAUGAGUCAUCUCCCUUAUACAUGUACGGCAUAAUCGCCUGUGGUUUCACAAUCAUUCGAUUAUGCAUCACAAUUACAUAUUAAUUCUUUUAACAUGCAGCCCUCAUGUAGAUUAUCAUGUUUAUAGCAAUCACAGCUCUUAACACUUUUGGCUACUUUACUGUAAUAAGCAUCAUUUUAGUAACAUUCAGAGACUUACAAAGGAAGGUAUUUUGCUUGAAUCAACUAUCUCAUUUAAUUUCUGCUUAACAAGUUGAAGAAUAUGAUGAGACAAAAAUAUUCCCCACUUUAAAUUUCCUAUGUGUGCAAUCCUUGUUUUCAUGGUAGAAUUUACGAAAGGUAAUCCUUGAUUAUGGUCUACAAUACUAUCAGAGAGAAAACGCAAUCAUCUCAUUCUGCUUAGAAAUAAUUUUGGUUUUAGUUCUAUUUGCGCUUUUAAACAUGUUCAAUGUGAUAAGUUGUUACUCCUUGGGCGACUCAAGCAAAUUUUCUUUGUUCAUUUUGAUUAGCUUUGAUGUACUUACAAUUAUGUUCCUAUCCAUUCUUGUCGUCCUGUAAGGGGCUCGUAUCAAUAAACAUUUUUAAAUUCACCAAACCAUGUUAAAGAAAAACAUGUUUACUUACUAGCAACUUUCAACGUAAUCAUUCAUUAAGUAGGAGUAUCAUGUGCAACCUUAAGAUUUUAUGUUUAAAACACUUAAAUCUAUACUCGAUAGAAUACAACUGGGAGAUCAAAAUAAAAACUGGUUUUUCUUGUAUUCUUAAUAUGUUUUGAAUGCAAUUGAUUAGGCAUAUUCAGAUUUGUGCUAUGAGGAGGAGAAUAAACCAUUUACUGUCUUGGGAAUAGCUAUGACAUAUAGCUUAGCAUUAUAACUAAUAGCAAGUUUUCUAGGUAUCCUGGGAACCAUAAUCAUAAGUUUAUACUUCAAUGUUGAUUUAUGA